GGCAUCAUUCAUGCUUCUCUUCUAAAGCCAUGCCCAGUCUCAGUGUCAAAGGGACUUUCCUGCCUUCCUGGGCACUCUCUGUUCUAGUGGGCAUUUACUUAGUCAUUCAGUUACUUAUGUUUGUCCUCACACCUCACACAGGGAUAAUGAACCCUCAGGGGUCACUUCUGCAUGUCGCACAGGAUCCCCAGCACAGUGCCUGGAACGGAAUGGAAUGUAAAAAGAAUGCUGCACUGCUGUCAACCCGGAAGUGCUGUGAAGAGAAGAGAGCCAGCUGCCUGGUGUCUGAAGACAGAUUCAGUUCCACCUUGGCCCUCCCUGGCCUAGGCAGGACCACAGCCUAGACAAAAUCCUAGAACUGUCCAGGCCUAGAUGGAUACGAGGACCGACAAGUCUCUCCUCGAGGGCUCACAGUCUAGGCUGGAGGAGCACGGGAGUGUGAAGAGGCCCUUAGGUGAAGGCAGAGAUCUAUGAAGACAAAGACAGGAUAAGAGAAUGAGCCAUGAGAGACCAGGGCGCUGCUCACUGAGGUGUCAGCCACUUGCGCGCUCAGGACACUGCUGGAUGCGCUCCGGGCCGUGACACCUGCAGCACCCGCGCACCGCGCCGGGUCCCCGAACCCGCAAGCACGCAGGCCCGGGAGUCUGCCCAUCCGGGGCUCACGGACUCGGGCAGGGAAAGGCCACUGCAGCUUUUGACACACGCCGGUCUACGCCUAUACUCCAAAGUCUGGCUGCGCCCUACUGUUUUCCUCCCUCAUACCCGCGCCAUCUUCCUUCCCACGGCGCACCUCCAGUCCCCACCAAGGCGAAACAGGUGCGCUGCUGCCAUCUUGAACUGAGGUGGAAUUGAGAAGCGUUUCUGCACACUCCAAGCCAAGCUGGGGUGCCGAGCACAGCGGCUCUGCAUUGGGAACUCUAACCUGACGUGUUAGGUGCAAGGCCUCUGCGUGCAGCCCUCUACAGGUGAGAGAGACUGCAGCCUGGGCCAAUACCUUGAUUAUAGAUUUGUGGAAGACCCUGAAGCAGAGGACCCAGAUAAUCCAUGUCCUGAUUCCUGACCCACAGAAAGUGUGGAACAAUAGAUGUGUGCUGUUUUAAGCCACUAAAUUUCAGGUGGUACAGCCCAGCCUCGGGUUCAGCGUAAACCUGGCUCCUCCGCUUGUACGGAACUGGCCGGCCUCUCAAGAUGGCGGCUCCCUGUGAGGCACAGCGCACGGGGGCGGCCAUGUUGCCUCCUGAACAAAGCACCCGAGGAUGCGGAGUGGGCAAAACCGCCCGGUAGGCCUGGGAGCGCCGCGCUUUGCUCACCCAGACAGGAAGCGGGAGAGUUUGCCACUAUGGAUGUGACAGCCGUCCCGGGUUAAGCUGCGACGGGCGUUUCUGGAUCUGGAUCUGAUAAAUGAACCGCAGAUCUAAUUUGACAGAGCUUGGAAUACCCCAUAUAAAACGGCCUCCGUGGCAUGGGAGCACUCACUUCCUCUGAACAAGUUCAGUCAUGUCUGCAUGACUUCUUCUGGGACUGAGAAAGAUUUACCAGGCAUCUGCCCUUUUAGAAGAGAGCAGAAAAUGAUGAAGUCCCACGGGUUAGUAUCAUUCAAGGACGUGGCUGUGGAUUUCACCCAGGAGGAGUGGCAGCAAUUGGAUCCUGCUCAGAGGACCCUGUACAGGGAUGUGAUGCUGGAGAACUACAGCCACCUGCUCUCAGUGGGGCAUCCAGUUUCCAAACCAGAUGUCAUUUCCAAGUUGGAACAAGGAGAAGAUCCGUGGAUCAUAAAGAGAAACAUGCCAAAUUGGGUCUAUCCAGACAGGAAGAGUAACUUUGACAACCCUCAAUCAUGUAUUUUGGGGUCUGUUUCCUUCCAUAAUAAGAUACUGAAAGGAGUCACGAAGGAUGGUUCAUUGUACUCCAUUUUAAAAGUCUGUCAAGGUGAUGGCCAGUUGCAGAGAUGUCAGAAAAACCAAGACAAACUUUUCAGGCAAGUAACGGUCAUCAACAACCAAACAGUGACUUUGGAUUCAGAUCAUACAUAUAACGCAUUGGGGAAAAUAUUGCAAGAGUGCAUAGAGUCAGAUACUUCAAGACAAAGACCCCAUGACUAUUAUACAUUUAAAAAGAACUUGAAAUCUAAUACUGGCUUGCCUAGUUGUAAUAAGAGCAGUUCAAGAAAAAUCCCUGAUGACAGCUUUGGAUGUGGGAAGUCAUCUAUCCGUGGUGUGUCCAGUUCUGAUCUUGAGAAAAGUCACAAUGGAGUAAUUCCCUAUGAUGGUAAUGAGUGUGGAAACAUUUUCAGCAAUAAACAAUCUGAUACUCAGUAUCAGAAUGUUGAGAUUAGGGAGAAAACCUGUGUAUGUGUUACAUGUGGAAAAGCCUUUGCUAAGAAGUCGCAGCUGAUUGUACAUCAACGAAUUCAUACCGGGAAGAAGCCAUAUGAUUGUGGUGCAUGUGGGAAAGCCUUCAGUGAGAAGUUUCAUCUCAUUGUACAUCAGAGAACUCAUACUGGGGAGAAACCUUAUGAAUGUUCUGAAUGUGGGAAAGCCUUCUCUCAGAAAUCAUCCCUCAUUAUACAUCAGAGAGUUCAUACUGGGGAAAAACCGUAUGAAUGUAGCGAAUGUGGGAAAGCCUUCUCCCAGAAAUCACCCCUCAUUAUACAUCAGAGAAUCCACACUGGAGAGAAACCUUAUGAAUGUAGAGAAUGUGGUAAGGCCUUCUCCCAGAAGUCACAGCUGAUUAUACAUCACAGAGCUCAUACAGGAGAGAAGCCGUAUGAGUGUACUGAAUGUGGGAAAGCCUUCUGUGAGAAGUCUCACCUCAUUAUACAUAAAAGAAUUCACACUGGGGAGAAACCCUACAAGUGUGCUCAGUGUGAGGAAGCCUUCAGCAGAAAGACAGAGCUCAUUACGCACCAGCUAAUUCAUACUGGGGAGAAGCCUUACGAAUGCACCGCAUGUGGGAAGACCUUCUCCCGAAAGUCACAGCUCAUCAUACAUCAGAGAACACAUACUGGAGAGAAACCCUAUAAAUGCAGUGAAUGUGGGAAAGCCUUCUGUCAGAAGUCACACCUCAUUGGACAUCAGAGAAUUCACACAGGGGAAAAACCUUAUGUUUGUACUGAAUGUGGGAAAGCCUUCUCUCAAAAGUCUCACCUCCCAGGACAUCAGCGGAUUCAUACAGGAGAGAAACCUUACAUGUGUGCUGAAUGUGGAAAAGCCUUUUCCCAGAAGUCAGACCUUGUUUUACAUCGGAGAAUUCAUACUGGGGAAAGGCCCUACCGGUGUGCUGUGUGUGGGAAAGCAUUCAUCCAGAAGUCACAGCUCACUGUACAUCAGAAGAUUCAUACCAGUGGUAAAAUCAUAAUGAACUAAGCACAGACAAGCCUUUAGUAUUAGCUCAAGCCUUAGUAAAUAACAGGAACUGGAUUAAUUUAAUAAAUUUGUGGAAGACAUCUUUUUUAUUUUGAUUUUUAUUUUUAUGGAAGACAUCUUUAUAGAGAAAAAUUUUACAAUUCAUGUCUGUAGUAUGAUACCUAACUCAGCAAAAAUGAUGGAAAGUAUUUACAUAAAUGAAGGACAUUUUCACCAUGGCAUGUAAGACUUUCAGAGUUAAGAACUGAGUGGUCAGUAGAACAAAUUGUGUGUAUAGAGUAUUGUCAAGUUACAUAUUCCUUAUUAUACCACAUAACAAUAAACAGAUUGUGAAAUUGCUUGGCAUAAUUUAGGCUUUAUACAGUAAUUUGCCAUAAAGGACAUGAAGAAAUCCUAAGUUAAAAAAGUCAGUUCCUAGAAGUUGCAUUAUAAAGAGGGGCUUAGCAUGACCCCUGAAGUUUCAUGUCAAAUUCUUGGACAGAGAUGGAGAGAUAGGUUCAGUAUUGAUCAGAUCAAUAAAGGUGGUAAUUAUGCAUUUUCCCAUCUCAAGCAUAUAAGUUGACCUCUAUCUCUGGAAGGAUCCUGGACCUUGAAAUUGAUGCUUCUUGACCAGGUCUCCCCUUUACUCUGCCUUACUGGGAAUAUGGUAUGAUGAAAAGACUUUGAUACUGAACCAGAUGGUCUGGGUUUUAAUCCUGGCUCAACUACUCAAAAGACUGUGUGACUUCAGGCAAGCCUACUUUACCCACCUGAAUAUUCUUAUUGAUAAAUAAAAGUGCAAUGUAGAGCACAUUUUCAGUUAA
Camelus dromedarius (Arabian camel) is the source of this 4168-nucleotide messenger RNA. RefSeq names its product zinc finger protein 300 (gene ZNF300). Gene Ontology annotation, biological process: regulation of DNA-templated transcription. Bases 1506 to 3365 code for a protein of 619 amino acids. The transcript is spliced from 12 exons. The record is from RefSeq and is a predicted model, not a curated record. NCBI's taxonomy places the organism in Eukaryota, Metazoa, Chordata, Mammalia, Artiodactyla, Camelidae.